AUGGAUUCAGCAGAAGCCAAAGCAGAAAAGAAAUCUUCUAAAAAGAGAUCCACCUUUAAAUUAAUAAAAGACCUUUCCAAAAAAGAAUUCACUUUAAGAGGAUUCACCUUCAGACAAAUACAUCAAGAUUUUUAUCAAUGUGUAACUUGUAGCGAAGAGCUUAACUACGCAUUAAUUCCAGCACACACCAAAAACCACCAAAAACCUAAUGAAAAAGCUUCUAAAAAAUUAAAUCCUAAUUUCACUGAAAUCUUACUCCUCUAAUAGUAAUUAAUAAAUAUUUAAAUUUUUUUUAUUUAUUAUUUUAUAAAAUAAAACUUUGGGCCUAAUAUAAUCAUUCGGAGAUUUAGAAUACGAAGUUCCAAAUAAAGGAUUAGUAUAUGUAAAAACACUUGCCAAAAAACCAAAAAAUAAAUCAUCAAAAUUUGUUGAACUAAACCAAACUCAAAACGAAGAAGAAUACUGUUCUGACAACUCAAAUUCUGAAGCUUCACAAGGCAGCAGCGACCCAUAUUCAGAAGCAGCGGAUACUGAAAAUUCAUCAGAGGAUUCUCCCAAGAUAAAAACAGAAGCAACCACAAAAAAAGUAUCAGAAGAAACCAUCAGAAAAAAAAUUAAUUUAAGUGAUGAUGAUUCUUUAACAAGCUCAUCAGGUGACAGCACCAGAAACUGAACAGCAGAUAUUAUAGACAGGGAAAGAAACGUAGAUUUUUACAACUGCAGCUGUGGUGCCAAGUUUCAUAGCUAUCGAAAAUUCAAGACUCAUUGUUCAAUGAAAAAAUCGACCUGUCAAAGAUGCGGAGAAAUUUCGUUUUGUAGGGCUGCUAUGAAAAGCCAUUAUGUUAUUUGUUUGACACAAGAACUCAGAGAGAUCAAGUGAGGCCAAAAAUCGAUGAUUCCACAUCCGAUUUAUUUGAGAGGGGUAGAAGAAGCUAUAAGAAAAACGUAUGCGGUAAUGAAGAAAGAUAUUGAUACAGUGAAAGAAGAAGAGAAAAAAGAAGAAGUUGAAUAUACCUGGCUACCAAGGAAAAAAAGGUCGAAAUACCAAUAA
This is a messenger RNA of Blepharisma stoltei, 1051 nucleotides long. The record is from the annotation of a GenBank genome assembly. Lineage: Eukaryota; Ciliophora; Heterotrichea; Heterotrichida; Blepharismidae.